AUGAAUUUCCCUCCAAAGCACAACCCCUAUCUCGAUCCUACCAAUAAACAACACCGCGAUUAUACCCGUCUAGACGUAUCUCACUCUCCAGACAACGUCCCAGACACCCCUUUCAACUCACCCACCGCAAUGUCACUCUCAAACUCUGAAUCCUCAAGUCCAAAUUUCAAUCCCUUUUCUCUAAACCAACUCAUCAUGAACGGAAAUGAAACAUCCUUAUCGUCAGCACUACACCAAUCACGAAACUUCACACCCACAUCCGCACCAUCAGAUUGGCGUCCCGAAUCGCGGGAUCGUGCUGGCUCAACCGGCUCAGAAAGAUCGGAUAUGAUUAGCAACAGUAGACAAUGCCACUGUGGAAGUGGAGGAAUGCAAAAAAGACGCGGUGGUGAAGAAUCCGGUCCUCGGUUUGGAAGUUAUAGCGACAGUCGUUGUGAGCAGUGCAUCUUAGGAGACGAAGAUGUGGAGAGGGGAAGAUGUAGGACGAGGACGAAUUCGAGCAGCUCAAGGGAUAAGGCGAGUUGUUCCAGGGAAAGGAAAAGAAGAAUGGAUCUUUAA
Messenger RNA from Botrytis byssoidea, 558 nucleotides. RefSeq lists its product as uncharacterized. The transcript has a single exon. The coding region runs from base 1 to 558 and encodes 185 amino acids. The record is from RefSeq and is a predicted model, not a curated record. Lineage: Eukaryota; Fungi; Ascomycota; Leotiomycetes; Helotiales; Sclerotiniaceae.